This is a messenger RNA of Thyridium curvatum, 1644 nucleotides long. RefSeq lists its product as uncharacterized. The transcript has a single exon. Lineage: Eukaryota; Fungi; Ascomycota; Sordariomycetes; Thyridiales; Thyridiaceae. Gene Ontology annotation, biological process: transmembrane transport. Bases 1 to 1644 code for a protein of 547 amino acids. The record is from RefSeq and is a predicted model, not a curated record. Gene Ontology annotation, molecular function: transmembrane transporter activity.
AUGAGUGACAAAUUAACCGACGUCGAGCUGGCUAAAACAUAUCCCGAUCAAACCGACACCGAGAACGCCGAGACUAUACCAGAAGGCCAACAGCACGUCAAUGACAGGUCCUCUGAGAAGCCUGUGAAGUCCUCCGAUAAUACCAACACACCUUCGCCGAACAACGCUGGCCAAGAGGUUGACCCCAAUGUCGUCUGGUGGGAUGGCGAAGAUGACCCCGAGAACCCUUACAACUGGCCGGGUUGGCGGAAGUAUCUCAACUGCGGCCUCAUCAGCGCGCUGACGUUCGUAACGCCGCUCGCGUCGUCCAUAUUUGCGCCGGCCGUGCCUACUCUCAUGGUAGACUUCCGCGAGAGCAACCAGGAGCUGGCUUCCUUCGUGGUAUCGAUCUACGUCCUUGGAUUCGCCAUAGGGCCGCUUGUGAUGGCGCCGCUCUCCGAGCUUUAUGGGAGACUGCCCGUGUACCACAUCUGCAACCUAUGCUUCCUUGCUUUUACGGUCGGCUGUGCCUUGGCUCCAAAUAUGGGUGCGCUCGUCACGUUUCGCUUCCUGGCGGGGACCUUUGGCGCAUGUCCCCUCACGAACGGCGGUGGAAGCAUUUCCGACAUGAUACACCAGGACAAAAGGGCUAUCGCCAUGUCGGCCUUCAGUAUUGGCCCUCUUAUUGGCCCUAUCCUCGGACCUGUCGUUGGCGGCGUGGUAGCAGACAAAAAGGGCUGGAGAUGGGUUUUCUGGAUUGUAGCGAUUGUCAGCGGAGCUCUGUCGGCCGCGAUGAUUGUGUCGAUGCGCGAGACGUACGCCCCGGUCAUCCUGCAGCGCAAGACGAAGCGGCUGAUCAAGGAGACGGGCAACACUGAUCUGCGCUCGAAGCUUGAUUCCCGCCUAUCGAAGGAGGAUACUUUCAAGAGAGCGAUCGUCCGGCCAAUGAAGCUGCUCAUCUUUUCGCCCAUCUGUACUGUAUUCGCGCUGUUCAUGGCGCUGGUUUACGGGUAUCUCUACCUCUUGUUCACGUCGGUUACGUUCGUCUUCAAGGGCGCCUACGGAUUUGGUACUAGCACCGUUGGGCUUGUUUAUCUUGGCCUCGGGGUUGGCUCUUUCAUCGGCUUGGCCUGGUUCUCUGUUGACACGACUAGAAAGAUCAAGGUGAUGAAGGAGAGAGAACACGAAACUGGAGACGUUAAACCUGAGGUACGGCUCGGUCUUUUACCUGUGGGAUCUCUACUGCUGCCGGUCGGAUUCUUCAUCUACGGGUGGACUGCAGAUAAACACACGCACUGGAUGGGACCGAUCAUAGGCCUGACGGUCAUUGGAGCUGGUAUGGUUACAAAUAUCACUGCCCCUGAUCUUUCUUUCGGUACUGACAACCACCUUUCAGGCAACAUCAUCUGCUUCAUGGCCGUUAGCAUGUACCUGGUUGACGCUUAUUCCCUGUACUCUGCAUCAGCGCUCGCGGCCAAUACGGUCAUACGAUCCAUUGCGGGCGCUGUUUUGCCCUUGUGUGCACUUAAAAUGUACGCCACUCUGGGUCUGGGCUGGGGCAACUCCCUGCUCGCAUUCAUUGCCCUUGCUCUUCUCCCGGUUCCAUUUCUCAUUCAACGUUAUGGAGAGAAACUGCGGAUGAAAUUUGACAACAGCAGCCUAUAG